AUGCCCACGCGCGUUGUUUGUCUGUCUUCUUUACUCCUCCGCCCCCAUUUUUUGGCUUCAAUGGCUUCGAAACUGCUUCCUUCACGCCGCACGGGCUUUAUGCUCGUUGCAGGAUGUCUAAUGUUUUCUGCCUUGGCGGCUGCAAGUGCACGUCCCGGAGAUUUAUCUGUUAGCGAGAUUGAGGAGCAAUUGCAGAACUGCCCUCUUGUUGAGUCGCUCAAUGAGCAUAAACGAGCCACUGCACCUCAAACUGCGAGCCUCCUUUCGAAGAUCUUCGCCGUUCUUUUCCCAGGGAGCCCAGCCGUGAACUCCCUCCUUGCGACGCUAUAUAUCUCUGGCCCUCCGAACUUCCUCUUGGCACUAUGUCCUCCCAACAUCGACCCCUCCUCCCUGUCGAUCAUGGUUGCUUUUGCUGUGGGUGGUCUUCUGGGUGACACGCUGUUCCACCUGCUUCCCGAGAUCUUUCUCGGCGAAGACUCCCCAGACCAUGUUAGCUUCGUCAUGGUUGAGCCGAACAAGAACCUCCUGCUCGGUCUCGGUAUCAUGGUUGGCUUCUUUACAUUCGUGGCUAUGGACAAGGCUCUCCGCAUUGCAACUGGCGGCGAAGGCGGCCACGAUCACUCCCAUGGUCACUCGCAUGUAGAUGAUAGUGCAGCUACUACAAGCUCCGAUGUCAACACUAAGUCUAGUGGUGAGCUGAAGCAGCGCAAGUCGACCAAGUCAGAGCAGUCUUCGACGGACACGAAGCCCGAGAAGGAAAUUAACCCUAGUGUCAAGCUGGGCGGAUACUUGAACCUCAUUGCGGACUUCACCCACAACAUCACCGACGGUCUCGCUCUCUCCUCGUCAUUCUACGCAUCGCCGACCAUCGGCGCUACCACGACUGUUGCAGUCUUCUUCCACGAGAUCCCCCACGAAGUUGGCGACUUCGCUUUGCUCGUGCAGUCUGGUUUCUCCAAGCGCAAGGCCAUGGGCGCGCAGUUUGUUACUGCCGUUGGCGCUUUCCUGGGCACUCUCAUUGGUAUUGCAGUCCAGGAAUUCGGCGGCCACGGGGUUGAGCUGGAGAACUCUGCUACCUCUGGUCUCAUGGGCACCAGCCUCUCCUGGGGCGAUAUGCUUCUCCCCUUCACCGCGGGUACUUUCUUGUACGUUGGUACUGUGGCAGUUAUUCCCGAGCUAUUGGAGACUGGUAAGGAUAAGGGUGCCGAGAUCUGGAAGACCAUCACCCAGUUUUUGGCUGUUGCAGUUGGAGCUGGUAUCAUGCUUGCGUAA
Penicillium cinerascens is the source of this 1272-nucleotide messenger RNA. Its product is annotated as Zn(2+) transporter YKE4. The record is from RefSeq and is a predicted model, not a curated record. The transcript is spliced from 3 exons. Gene Ontology annotation, biological process: intracellular zinc ion homeostasis; zinc ion transmembrane transport. NCBI's taxonomy places the organism in Eukaryota, Fungi, Ascomycota, Eurotiomycetes, Eurotiales, Aspergillaceae. The coding region runs from base 1 to 1272 and encodes 423 amino acids. Gene Ontology annotation, cellular component: membrane. Gene Ontology annotation, molecular function: zinc ion transmembrane transporter activity.